Molecule: messenger RNA, 3258 nt
Organism: Ostrea edulis (European flat oyster)
Lineage: Eukaryota; Metazoa; Mollusca; Bivalvia; Ostreida; Ostreidae
Product: ubiquitin carboxyl-terminal hydrolase 37-like
Exons: 22
Coding region: 191-3166 (991 amino acids)
Biological process (GO): G1/S transition of mitotic cell cycle; protein deubiquitination
Cellular component (GO): nucleus; cytosol
Molecular function (GO): cysteine-type deubiquitinase activity; cysteine-type endopeptidase activity
Source: RefSeq, a predicted model, not a curated record
GGAUUAUUUUAACAGAGGAAGUCCAUAUUUCCCGCGUGUUAGGUGGUUUUUGUCAACAAAGUGAAAACAGAUUAUACUUUGAAAAGAAGUUAAAAUUCCAUAUAAAUAUGAUGUUUGAAGGAAGAAAAUUCACUGAUGUGGUAUAGAAGUGCUUUUUCUAAGGUGUUGAUGAAAACAGAUAAUAAAUCCAAUGAAGUUGAUUGAGACAAUGGACCGUGUUGAAGCAUCUGGUGAACUUAAGUACUCCGGACUGGAGUCCGGCACUACCAGCUGGAAGCAGGGCUCAAUAGUUUUACACUGUAAGGAAGGACCAUGGAAACUGGAUCUCUAUGUCCACUGUAGUAGGAAUGGACCUGUCAAAUCCUUCCAGAUAAACAGCAACACAAUCAAAAAGACAUUCUUAAAAGAAAAAAAUUACUAUAUUGAACUGAUAAUCCCAAGGAAAGGGGGAGCCUGUAAUAUUUACUUCCGACCAGACUUCAGAAGUGUGAAAAAGACCCGAGAGCUGGAUUCUAUCAUACAGGAUCUAAAGAAUAACAAAAUAGAACAGCACACCCCUCACAAAGGUAUGGUUCAGAGGUGUGGACGUUUAGGAGACAAUGCAGUGUCUCAGAAUAUCCAACCCGCUGUAGUAGAAUCUCCAUCAGAGCAGUUCACAAGCAUGAAAGAACCCCCCAGGAAGGAUGAGCACCUGUCAUUAUACUGUGAUGAGGAAUUCAAAGAGAAUAUCGGCUCGGAGACUGAUACCUUUUUAAGUCGUGGUUUGGAGAAGAGCAAUGCCAUUACGAAGCAGUCGGGCUCUGUUGAUACUAUUCCCACUCCCAGGUUUUAUGAUGCCCCUAAACAGCGGCCAUUUACAGGAUACUCCACUGCAAGCAUAGGGUCAGGUAGCAAGAAGCUGGAAUUGAUGCCAGACCCCUCCCCAAGACUUGCCACUGGGAUCAGCUAUUCCUGGACCAAAAACAAGUUUUCAUUGCCUCAGAAAGACAACAAUCAGCUCUCAGGUUUCUCCAACCUUGGUAACACAUGUUACAUGAAUGCAAUCCUGCAAAGUCUGUUUCACCUGGAGCCAUUCACCAGAGACCUAGUCCACAUCAGUCGUAAGAUCUCCAGAAGUCUACCUCAGCAAUCUCUGUAUCAAUCUUUGGUACGUCUUCAUGGUUCCAGAAAACGAAUCGUAUCGGACGUUACAAAACGGGAUUUACUCCGGAAUGUCAAACAAGCUAUUUCAUCAAGUGCCAAAAGGUUCUCGGGUUAUCAGCAGCAUGAUGCCCAUGAGUUUCUAAGUCAGGUCUUGGAUCAGUUAAAAGAAGAAGUAGCCAAAGUGAUGAAAUCUACACCCAGCCCAAGUCCUAGCCCAAGGGAGAUAACUGAGGCAAUGGAGCUCAUCAACCCAACACUACAAAAUUUUGAAUUUGAAGUGACCCACACAAUUUCAUGUACAAAUUGUCCAGAAGAGGUGACAAAAGCAGAACAGUUCUAUGAUCUUUCGCUGGAGAUGCCAAGAAAGAGAACCGGAUCCACCCCUUGUACAAUACAGAAUGCCCUGGACCUGUUCUUUAGGAAGGAGAUGAUAGAAUACAGAUGUGAGAAGUGUGACUGCUGUAAGGCAGAGGUCUCUCAUAAAUUCACCAGACUGCCCAGGGUAUUGAUACUUCAUUUGAAGCGUUAUAAUUACAACACUGUGUCGACAGUCCAAUCUAAGAUGUUACAGAACAUUGUGAUACCCAAGUACCUGAGUCUGUACCACCAGUGUGUGGAGGACACCACCAAACCCCACUCUGUCAGCUUCACCAUCCCCAGUCCUCAGAAAAAUUUGGUUGAAUCGCCAAAAGAAAGCACUCCAAGACGAAGAUUAGACAUGAACAACAGUUUUAGAUUUAAAAAAUCCAGAGUGCUGCCCCUUUUUGACUCGGAUGAGGACAUCAUUGUGUUAGGUUCUCCAAGCAAGAAACCUAAGUUAGAGGAUAACUCAGAAAAACCAGAGAGCACGGAGAAGAAACGAGAACCUUUUAAAACUCUGACUCUUGCUGAUACACAGGAGGACCCCGACCUGGCUAAAGCCCUGGAACUGUCCCUUCAGGAGGCAAAUGAGCGAGCGCAGCAACAGCAGUACAGUGAUGAGGUAGAUGGAGGGCACGAGGAAUCGGAUUUCCAGAGGGCGCUGGAGAUGAGUCGACUCGAGUCCGACAGACCACAGCCAGACCACAGCUAUGACUCGGGUCUGAAUGGGAUGUCUGAGGAGGAACAGAUGAGGAUUGCUAUAGAGGAAAGCAUGAGGGAGUUUGAACAGGUGAACUACCUCCCCAGCCAAGAGGAGGAGGUGGAGGAGGAUUGGUAUACUACUGGAAUUCAUAGUUCUAAAGAACCCCAAAACAAGGGAGGGGAGAUUAUUAAACAGUGCAGUGCAAUAGUGUAUGAAACGUGUGCACAGGGGGAACUGGAAACUGAUGGCAUUCAAGGACAGCUGGACUCAGAUGAGAAGGACUCGAGUUAUAGAUCAAAGUACUUUGUCAAGAAGGAGAAAUGCAAUGUUUGUGAUAAAAUCAAGACAAAUGACCCAUCAAAAGAUGGGAAAUGCAAUUGCAGAACAGAUGCUUCCGAUUGCAAUGGAAACGAAGUGAGAAGAGGAAAGACAGUGGCCUAUUUAAAUGGGGGGAAUUCACAGCCGGGUGCUUUUGUACCCAAACUGAGCUCAGAAAGUGAUUUCAAAUCUAUGUUUGAUGAUGAGGACUUUGAUAAAGAUGUAUUGUUACUUGAUGAGCCCUGGCUCUCCUCGGAGGACAAGGAGAACAAGAAGCCCUCGUCACCUGUGGAGGAGGAGGACACCAGUCUGACGGAGGACCUCCCUAUCAUCAGUAAUGAGAAAGGAGAUCUCCCCCAUUCGUACCACUUAGUCAGUGUAGUCAAUCAUAUUGGAGCCAGUUCCUUUGUUGGUCACUACAUUAGCGAUGUGUUUGAUGCUGAGAAAAGUUGCUGGUACAGCUUUGAUGAUUCGCAUGUUUCAAAAACAACGGAAUCUGAAAUAAGAUCCAGUCGAGAGAGGAGUGGAUACAUUUUCUUCUACCUUAACAAGGAUAUUUAUGAAGAUCUGACUCAGCACUUUGAAAGGAGCAAGCUUGACACCCAGGACCAAACUCAACACCCCGAUCUGAAUUUGAAAUAAUUUGUUUACAGAUGAUAUACACAUGUACAUGAAAACAUAUAUUGAUGUUAUUUAUUUUAACCAAAGUGAAAUAAAUUGUUGAUUUGAUUGAA